UUUAUCAAGCAAACACAGUACGCCAAUUUCCAGUCGUCCGCCAUUACGGGUGGUUUAUCAAAGAACACUAAAAAAGAGGAAUCAUGUGUUAUAUAUUGCCGAAUUUCUCCCGUUGACAUUUUGGCAGUAUGCCGCCUUAUCGGCAAGUAUUGGCUGGUUUCUAAGUUCCCUAACACAACGGAACAGGCUGAUCUCUAACGGAGGUUCUCGUGACACUUGGGAUACACGGGUUCGAACCCUGGGACAGACACAAAUCUUACCAUAUUUGUUGGAUGAAAAUUCAGGAUGGAAAUCUGAUAUAGAGUUGACAGCUUAAUUCGACACACUAUCAGAUAUGUGAGGCUGAGCAACGAACAACGACUUGAAAUUAGUUCUUCCAGUCCCCACGCCUUCCCUCGUCAUGACUAUUUCGUCUUUGAUAGCUGGGUGCCUCAUCGCUAUCUUCAUAACGACUGUACAUGGGACAUGUAUUGAGAGCCUGGGAGGGAUAGCUCCCGCUUUUGUUCAAGUCAACGAAUCAGAAAGUAACACCGUCAUUCUACACACGACAAACCUACCAUCGCUGAUUUGGAACUUCACUAUCAGUGAGGUUGACGGUGUAAACGAACCAAAACAAGUAUCUGGAACACGACCUGCUAACGAAAUACAUCAACAUCUCCGUGUCUAGCACCAGCGUGGACCUUUCGCUAAUCCAGCCACUUAACACGGAAUACUUCUGCCAAUUUUACAACACUCAGUUAUACUCAUUCGUCAUCGGUGUUAAAUGUACAGAUCCCGUGGCUGGUUCCAAAGCCAUACCUUUGAGUUUUACGGUGAGCAACAUUGAAGUGGAUGAAUUCAAACCCGAGUUUGCGAUACAACCAUUACACGUUGAAAUACCAGAGAAUUCACCUGUUGGAACGACAUUGAUACUUCUCAAUAAUACCCUUAAGGAUGACGACUGUCCGCCUAACAUCGGACGGAAUACCAUCCGACUCUCCAGCUAUACCAUUGAUCCACAGGUAAACGGAAUAGGCAUUGUGGAGAUCAGACUCGGAAGUGUUGGUGACGUCGUGUUAACACAAACAGUAGACUUUGACAAAGAGUAUGCUAAGAGACAGCCAGUGUACUUCAUGGUUAACGUGAGGGUAACGGAUCCAGAGAAUCGCUUAACGACAACAACUCUUCGAAUAGACAUAAAGGAUGUGAACGACUUGCCUCCCGCUUUUGAUGAGAACCCUUAUAAAUCUCAUACAAGUAUAACAUACAGAGGGAAGUUGUCCGUUACACCUACUGCUAUUCGUGCUGUCGACCAGGAUGUUUCUAUUAACUGCUCUAUAGUAUAUAGUAUAGUCCAAGGUGGUCUGUUUAGUCAAUCUUUCAAUAUUGAUUCCACAACGGGAGAAGUAACUCAAAUCCUGGAUGUCAUGUCACGCGCAGACGUCAUUCAGAUACAGGCAACAGAGAAUUGUCCUGGUACGGUUCAACAGCGAUCACGAACUGUUCCACUGUUAAUUACGUUCAAUAACAACACAGUGCACCUACCACCAGAUUCUGGCAAGUCGACCGCCGAGGAAGGCUCAGAUUUCCGGCUUAUACUAAUUGUUAUCGGAGUUGUCGCCCUUGUUGUCAUUAUCGCCCUGUUGGUUGGUUUUUUGUUCUAUCACAAAAGAAUGUCACGUGCUGUACGUCCGGAUCAGGAUCGACCGGAAACUCCUCGCACUGAGGAGGAAGACUUAGACACCGAUCGUUCAGGCAGUAAAGAAGUUCUUAUCGACCCAAUGAUGCUUCCGACACCUACUGCAAAGAAAGGACAGUUACCUCCUUUGAAUAUGACAUCAACGGGAACAGAAACAGAUAGAAAGAAGAAGCGAUCUAGACGGAGAAACAAGAAAAAGGAGAUUGAUAUUUAUGAUGGUACUAGAGAAUAUGACAUGGCUGCAGAUCCCGACUUCUUCAAAUCAACACAGAAAGACAAGAUUAAACGAUCCACGAGGAGCAAGGACAACAAAACUACGGAUCCUAACCGGAGAUUAACAGUCCAGAAUGAAUAGCCUGUUACAAAAGGAUGCUGGCUUUGUCUUCUAUUCUACAAUGUAUAGUAAUCUGUCCAUCAUAAACAAAUAAUUUCUUCGCUACAUCUCUUAUUCUAUGAAGUCGACUGGGUCGCUCUAGGCAGCGUAUGGGCAGGUUCUAAGAUUUAGAAAACUUGACAUUUGAUGACUGAAAAUAACUGCUGUUGCUAAAGAUUCUGUGUCUAAACAGUUAUCAUUGUAUUGUAAGAGUGGAGUAUGUUCAAUGGACUGAUUACAACACUUUAAAUAGACUUCUAUACAGCUGUGUACAUGCCAGCAGAGUAUGUAAGGUAUAUGUGAUAUUGAGUUAGCUGUGAUAAUUACCAAUAAGUGUUUAUAGUCUUGUUUCAAUAGUCAUACUGUUGUUUUGUCGUAUACGUUGAUACACUACUAUAGCAGCAUUCGAGAUGGAUAUUCUGUCAAUUGAUCGAUGACAAGCAGGUUCUUUGUGUGAUAUAGUUUGAGUCUAGCUCUUUUCAAAUCCAAUUUUUUGUUUGUUGUGCUUCGCCAUAAAUUGACAGUACGUAAACAUAGAAUUAAAUUUGACUGCUAACGCAUUACAUGGCCUGACAAUAAGUUGCUUAUUAUUAUCAAUGAUAUUGAAUUUGAGUUGUUGUUCUCAUAUUAAAAUUUAAGUACAUCGUUCUCUGGCUAUAUAUUGAAUUUUUUAUUUGAAUUUUUAUUUAUUUGAUAAUUGAAAUAACCAUCAGACUUUUUUUUAAACUAGGAUUAAAGGAAAUGAUAAAGGACUAUGCUUACAAUAUCGAAACGUCAUUAUGUUCAGAACCUGUUCUUGUUUGAGAUGCCAGUUAAUUAAUUGUAUAUAGUUUAUACACUUAGUUCAUUCCACUUGUUACAUAUAUAGAAAUCACUGCGUUUUUGCAGUAUUAAGGAUAUUCAAUAAGUGUUUUCUCAUGUGAGGUCUAGUUAAACGUGACAAAGCUGAUUUUCUGUCACUGACGUCGUAUUGACGUGCAGUGUGAUAUGAGAGAUGUCAAUCCAUAUUACAAAGCGGAUAUGGCGGAGGGACCUGUGAAUUCGUUAAGUGCCAUUAAUAUGUAUGAACAUAAGUUCUCAGUGAAGGAUAUGUAUGCAUUAAACCGAAAUAUAGAAACAAUAAAUGUAGAUCACCUGGACUGUCACUGGUAGUUUUAUUUGUUAGCAUUACAUGUCAUUGUUUGUUUGUUGUUUGUUGUUUUUUUUUUAAAUAAUUGCUCCCAUGGUAAAUUCUGUUAACUAGAACGGGAUUCCAUCUGAACGCAGGAUUUUAAUUCACUAGCUGCAUUUAAUAGUUUAACUUGUUGUUUUUCAUAAUAAAACAUCAUCGAUCAAAUUCACCAAUUUAGUUGAUCCCAUUUGUAUCAAAACACUUCAAAGUGAAACAUCAGUAUUGGCCACUUUAGCAUUUAUAUUGUACGGAUUGAGGGAUGAUUGAUGUCGUGGACCCAUUCGUUUGGUCAUUGAUACAUAGGUACGUAAUCGUUAAAACUAAAUAAAGAAAUCAACAAAG
Pecten maximus is the source of this 3564-nucleotide messenger RNA. RefSeq names its product cadherin-related family member 1-like. The coding region runs from base 1113 to 2033 and encodes 306 amino acids. The transcript is spliced from 12 exons. The record is from RefSeq and is a predicted model, not a curated record. Gene Ontology annotation, biological process: homophilic cell-cell adhesion. Gene Ontology annotation, cellular component: membrane. Gene Ontology annotation, molecular function: calcium ion binding. Lineage: Eukaryota; Metazoa; Mollusca; Bivalvia; Pectinida; Pectinidae.